CGCAACUAGCCCGCAUUUUCACCUAUCGACGCAUCUACAAGAGCUCAGAGCCGUUUGGCGUUACCCUACACGCCCAUGUAUCGCGCCCACGGGCUUUCUCGAGCACCUCAGCUCCAGCAACCACGUCCUCUGCCUCUAAGCACCCGCGGCCUCUCUGAUCAAACCCGCCGGAAUAUUGUGCGCUUUCUCCUUCUUGGAUGGGAGCCUCAGCUCAUCGCUGAUCGUGAGGGCUGUAGUAGAGGUGCUGUGUAUAAUGUAAUAAGGAACUUGAAGGAGCAUAGCAGCGUGCGAAAGCCACCUACAAAGAAGCUUGGACAGCCACCGAAGAUUGCUAGGGAAGACGCUGAGGCUCUGUUUGAGCAGCUUGUUUGUUCUGGAUGGAUGUAUUAAGAUGAAAUAGUUAAGUGGCUGCUUAUUAAACGCGGGCUUAAGGUAAGCCGCAGGUGUGUAGGAAACUUCCUAAAGGAUUAAGGUUGGAGCUGCUGAAGCCUAAGGCCAUACUCUAUUAAUUGUAACGAGGAGUUAAGGGAGCGCUAUUGCUGCGCUAUGAGGCAAUUUGCUGCUAAUGACCUUGUGUUUCUAGACAAGUUAAUAUUUAAUAAGAAGACUGGCUGGCGGCACCAUGCUUAUGCUCCUGUAGGCUAUAAGAGCUGUUAUACUUAG
Messenger RNA from Lindgomyces ingoldianus, 663 nucleotides. RefSeq lists its product as uncharacterized. Lineage: Eukaryota; Fungi; Ascomycota; Dothideomycetes; Pleosporales; Lindgomycetaceae. The transcript is spliced from 2 exons. The record is from RefSeq and is a predicted model, not a curated record. The coding region runs from base 76 to 390 and encodes 104 amino acids.